This is a messenger RNA of Amoebophrya sp. A120, 2902 nucleotides long. The record is from the annotation of a GenBank genome assembly. Lineage: Eukaryota; Dinophyceae; Syndiniales; Amoebophryaceae.
AUGUUGCUACCAUGGGAUGAAGAGGCACUUCCCAGAUGGACCACGAGUCCGGCGGCGGAUGAUCAUUCAUUACGGUACACAAUUUAUUGAGAAUACAGCACUAUGAAUUUGUGUAUCUUGUUCCUUGUUGAUGGUAACUGAUGGAGUUUCCGUCUAAACUUCAGGCAGUGGUGUUUUGGCGUUAGACGAGUAGAGUUGCUCCGACAAGAACAGAACUUCUUCUGCAUCCUUGUGCGGCUGCAACGCAAUGCACGUUUCCCGCUCGUCGUCCUUAUGAAGAAAAUAUGUUCAAUAGGUGGUACAACCUAGUGGCGGCCGAUGACGAUCAUACUUGUGGAUCAUCCCUGCUGUCUUGUACAAGGAACAACAUCAACAACGGGCGCCGCGAAGAUGAUCCGUGCUUUGUUUCACAUGAUUCCGAUGAGUGCGACAACCAUGAUCAUGAGGAAGCCGAUUCAUUAUUUUCACGUGUUUGCGAGGACCGUGCGUCGUUUUUCCGACUUUUUUGCGAUUUUGAAACUCGAAUUUCUUCAAACGCACCUGAUCAACAAGGCCGAUGCGGCCACCGCGCUAGCGUUGUCCAGCUAAGCAACACCGCUCCGGAAGUUGUACUAAAAAAGCGAGACUACAUUUCUAAAUUUUGUUUCGACACCCUGCCUUACCCUUUAUUUUCGUCCUUUCUUCUACCCAGGAUUAUUAUGGGCGAAGCCCAGAGCAAAGCCCGACCGCGCCCGGACGAGGAGUCUAGGCGUACACGGGAUGGUAUCACAGGAAAAAGUGUUAACUUUAACGGAAUUUGUGAUGCAGAAAUGCAUCACAAGACUGACGUGCCAGAAUUUGUCAUGCAUAUCAUGCAUAUUGGGCUACAUUUGUGAUGCAUGACUGUAAUCGUUAACCUUAGCGCUUUUCCUUGUGAUAGAUGGAAAGAAAAAGAGAAAGAGACGACCAGGCGACCCGCCAAAGAAGAAGAAAAAGAAGCCAGCCUACAGUGUGGAGGAAAUAGAGGAAAAGAUAGACGAAGGUAUGACUCACGAAGAUGCCCGAAAUUUCAAUUUCUUUAUCGGAACUACUUGCAUGACAGAUGAUUGCUCAAUUGUGUUUUCUGCAUGAGAAACCUCCACCAAUCGAACUUUAAACCAGGGUGCCUCCAAAUCUCGGACUCCGAAGUCUUCCGCGAACUCAUUAGCCAGCUUUCGCAGGAACAACAGGGUGAGUUCUUAGACCUCUUGCUCAUCCAGCAAGAGGAGCUAAUUCUCCAAUACCGGUCUGGCGCAUCGGUGUUACAGCCCACCAUUUCCCCAAAAUCCGCGCAAGCCUACGCGGACAGAAAGAAGGCGGGGGAGAUAGACCCGAAGACUAUAUCAACUGCAAAUGUAUCUGGGUCUGGCUGUGGGAGAUUGCGAGAUUUGUCAUGCUAGUCUGGCAUGACACUGAGCUCUGUAUUGCGUGGCCGCGAAGACCUCCUCUUCUUGCCUGUCAUGCAAAAACGCAGCUUCUCAUGCGGAGUACGCAACUCAGAACCACGGCAAAACUUUUCAUGCUGGGCAGCGCAUUACAGUGCUUUCACUAUUCCCUCCCUUGCAUCACAAGUUUCCAGACCCAGACAUAUUUGCAAUGCAUAGACAACCGUCUUGGACGAUUUAAAGAACUUACUGGCGGAGAACAAGAGCAAGAGCGAGCAGGAAAAGAUGGAAAGCAGCACAGUUGGUGGAGGAGGAGGGAGGUAAAAAAUAUUUAUACGAUAUUUUGCUACAGGUGCCGAUGGUUUGUUCAUGAUCAUAUCCUCAAACGUGCAUGAAGUUGCCGAUUUUCAUACGGAUAGUAGCAAGAAAAAUGUUGAUGCGUAAUUUGAUUUGCAUUGUUUAUUCAGAGUUCGAGUAAGGCAAAAUCUUAAAAUGCAUAUGCAUACGGAACUACACCUACUGUGCCUUGUUUUUUCCACACCUUGCUUUUCUAAUAACAGCACCUGCUCACCCGGAGAUGAAGACCAGUCGGUGCAAGAUUUCUGUGGCGGGAACGGUUCGGGUGGAGAAAGCAAGCGGGAGCUGACAAGGGAAGAAAGGGAGGCGAAAUUUAAAGAGGUCCUGGCUAACAUGAAGCUGAACGGAGCCGGGUAGCUGUCGAUGUUGUUUUGGCCGGUUUUUGUCUUGCAGUUCGCGCAUGACAGUGGACUCGACUUGCUUCAUCUUCAGCCAUGUUGCCGAUGCUCCUUGUAUGCCAGUAUAGCACAACUAGAUAUUACUAUUACAAACAAAAGUACGAUCAUGAAAACCAAAUUUAUUCCAAGUCCAAUCACAUACUAUUUACAGGUCCGAUUCCUCGUCCGAGUAUACGACUGACGAGGAAUAUAUCACAAGCAAAAGCGUUAACGUUAACGGUUUUCACAGAUUGCAGUCAAGCAUCACAAAUGUAGCCCAAUAUGCAUGCUAUGCAUUACAAAUUUUGGCAUGUUUGGUGAUGCACUGCUGCAUCACAAAUUCCGUUAACGUUAACACUUUUUGGUGUGAUAGAAUACGAGGCGGAUUUUGAGGGUAAAUCCCUGGAACGGGUGUCGCAAGAAGCAGAUUUUGCGUUGGCGGAGGCGAUGAAAAUGCUGGAUAUGGAUCCGGCCAUGAAAGCGUGACAGAGACGGGAAUUAAGUUCUUCGCACAAGUUCUCACGAACCAACUUGUCUUUCUCUUUGAGAAUAUCUGAGUGAGAACAACUUCCAUUUUGAUUUUGUUCAAGAACAUGUUACAACUUCCGAGAAUACAGAACAGAAUAGUACCUUAUCACACCGAAUAAACAACUUCAAGAACGAAGUUUGCAAAGAAGUAUUUGGGUGCUUCUUUUUGGAACUAAUUUUGGAAAAAGUACAGAAAGGAAUAACUUCACUUGGGGAGGUGGUGCCUCCUGCUUUGAU